GUCACAAAAUAUCAAAUUCCUCUCUAUUUAUUAAGAUAGAGCUCUAGGGUACUUCAAAAGUUCUGGCUUCCUUGCUUUCAUAACAAAUGCCCUCGAAACCUGUUCCUUUUUACCUACAGUUUCUCGGUUUCUUGUCAAUCUGUGGCGUCUAGUAGGGGGUACCAUGACUCCGUAUUCUGCAAGCUACAAGCGUACUCUAGGUAGCCGUCCGCGAAUCCCGCACGUAACUUCAGCUUUCAGCCUCCCUCCAAGUUCUCGAAGGGCAAGCAAAGACUUCUCGAGUAUCCCUUCUCCCUCUCUCAAACUUCAAUUCAAGCGUCGAACAUCACGUUAACAUGUUGAUAUCCUCAGUGCUCUUCCUCUUCAUCACAUCGGUAGCUCUCGCGGAGUCAUUGAUCACACAGCCUAUUCUAUUCCAAUCGUCGCUCGCACGUCCGACCACAAGCUCGACUGUAAACACACUGGUACCAUCUCCAACAUCAAAGUCACCCUACCUGCUGCCUAUUCGCGCUACGCCGCCUGACCCGCUAGGCAUAGCCCAGGUUAGCGGCUUCUACGGACCCGGCGCAUGGGCAGCCUUUAUCCUAUGGAUCUCAGGCUCCUGGUAUCGCCUCUUCGAGGAUCAAAAAGCCCCCGGCGAACGCCAAAAAAUUGAUGCCAAUGCAUGCGCAUUUCUGCUUGCAACCAACUGCGCUGCCAUUGACGUCCUGCGCCGCGUCCCAUCUUGGUUGGAAUCAUUGCAAGUUGAUUCCGGAAUUGCAGAUCGAGAGAAAGAGAUGGGAAGCUUUGGAGCGGCCAUCACAAUCGUCUGGGUUGGAAUGGUGAAUUCAUGGGUCCAAAGCUCGAUUCGGUGGAUAGAGCUUAACGAGGACCAUAAGUCGUUCAGAAUGUUGACUCUUAUCAUUGGCCAGAUCUUACCGUCAUCGGCCCUGGCAACGGUGUCCUUAGCCUCAUGGGCCAUAUCUGGAGAUCUCGAUAGAAUACCGGCAUUAUACUUCGAAGGAUCGGGCGAGGCGCUGCAUUGGGUAUUCUUUCAAAGUGCUCUCUCGCCUGGUGUGAUGUCGGUCAUCGCAUACUGGCUCUGCGUCAUCUACUUCUUGUGUACAUGGAACUUCAGACUGGAACCGUUUAAUCUAUUCAUCAGAAUAUGUUCUGUAACCGUCAUAAUCCUCAUCCCUCAAUUACUCUUCUUCCUUGUGACAAGAGCUCAAUCAGUAUCUUAUCUCUAUAUUUGUUUCUUUCCCGUUUUUGUCCUUAUGUCCACUUUCUUUUUAUAUUUUGUGUUAUGCUUUAUCUUCCCCUUGUACGCUUUGGUGACAUUUCGGAGCAUCAUCUUUACGCGCGGUCGGACGUACAAUGAGGCUUGUUUCUUUAUGCCUUGUGCUCCGCAGUCUUUAUUAGAGAUGGACCAAGCAUUCGCACUUAUCUCCGGAAUUGUCUUGCUUUUAUUGACCGAAAUUGCGCCUUUGGUAUUGGAAAAACGACGCGAACGACGCAAGUUCGAAGAAGAAGUCAGGAAUGAGAGAAUAGACUCUAGCGUUGAGUUGACGCACACCGGUCGUGCGGAGGUGGAGAAUCUUAGUCGAAGGACCAAUUCCGGAAUAAGCAGACAGGUAGUUUGAAUUACAAUCACUUUGUAGAGACCGGAUGGCGAGAUCAAGUCGAACUCCUCCACGUAGAAAUUCGAACGCAAGUACAGUAGUUCCACCUAGCGGCCACCGUUUUCCUCUUCCCAGAGCGCGAUCCACACCAGCUCCCUUCUUAGCACCACUACUAUUCAUAUCCUCCCUAAUAUCAACCUCGUCCUUAUCACCUCUGAACCUGCCCUGUUACUCCAACGCAGCCUCUCAUAAUCCAUCACCCAUCGCCUAUUGCAUCUCUUGAUUCCAGAGCUACCCAUCCCCCUCAUAAUCCAUCCAACCGCACCCAGCCGCACCACUCCCCAAGACCAUCAUCGUAGCCAAAAAAGGCAAAAAGGAAACCA
Molecule: messenger RNA, 1984 nt
Organism: Mytilinidion resinicola
Lineage: Eukaryota; Fungi; Ascomycota; Dothideomycetes; Mytilinidiales; Mytilinidiaceae
Exons: 1
Coding region: 336-1622 (428 amino acids)
Source: RefSeq, a predicted model, not a curated record